UCUCUCUUUUUCUCUCCCUCUCUCCCUCUCCCUCUCUCUCUACUCACCUCUUCUCACCUCUUCUCAUCUCUGCGUUGCUCUCGACAGAACAGGAAUGGUCGAACUAUUCCAUCGCAGGGAUCAAUCGUCACCUUCUGACCCAACGUCCGUCUAAGUUACCUUAGGCACUUUUCCUUAACAGCGCCGCUCUGGACUGCGCAGCCAUCAAGUGAAAGUGGAAAUGAGCAGCGUCGGCCCGGCCUGAUACUCGGACAUUAAGGUACCACGUCCUUCCAGGUUGCACGUCCUAAAGCAGAAGGGGAGAAGCUGGAGUACACUUAUUGUUUUCUCUCCAAAAACAAAAAUUAAAUAAAAAUUGAACUGCCCGGAAUAUAUCCACAACACAAUCGACCAACAACAACAGCAGCAGCAGUAGCAGCAGUAUCUGCUCAACGUCCCAACUCCCAUCAUGGGCCAAUCCGAGUUCGUCGACCUCAUCAAGCCACUCCACGACCGACUCAGACACUACGACCCCACCAAAUCACCUACAGCUCAGUCCGACAACGAUGCGGUCUACGAUACGGAUCCUGCGAGAGCGGUGCCGCAAAGCUUUCUCGAUGCCAUGAUCGUUCGCGAAAGAGUUUACGUACAAGAGCAGAACAUCCCACUAGAGAAUGAGUUGGACGAGGAUGAUGCCCGAAGUUUUCACUGGGUGGUGUAUGCUUCCAUGCCUCUCAAAGCAGCAACGAACAGCAAUGGGGCAGCAGGAGGAGGAGGAGGAGGAGCAGAACGCAAGGGAAGCGGUAGUACCAAGAUGCCUAUUGGGACGAUCCGUUUAGUACCACCGCCGCAUGCGCCGCAUCCGUUGGGAACCCAUGGCAGCGACGAGGCCAAGGAAGGGCAUGAGCCGAGUGAGCCUUAUGUCAAACUUGGGCGGCUGGCUGUGAUACCCGAAUUCAGGAAAGCGGGGAUAUCCAAGUUGUUGAUUGAGACGGCUUUGUCCUAUGCGAAAGCUCAUCCGUACGAGGUCGGUCCGUUGCUGGACCCUGCUUCGAUGGAGGCUUUGAAGAAGGGCGUGGCCAUCAGCUGGAAAGGAUUGGUGCUUGUUCAUGCGCAAGUGGGUGUCCAAAAGGUCUGGAGAAAGUAUGGGUUCGAGACGGAUGAGAGCAUGGGUACUUGGGAUGAAGAGGGUAUCGACCAUGUCGCCAUGUGGCGUCGCGUGUCGGUCGACCAGGGACGAAGAACCUCGAAGAUCUGGUUGAACAACUCUUGAGACUACAUCCAUACCUGAUGUGCGUGUGCAUGUCCCCGACAUGAGGGGGGAAGAAGGCGUUAGUGAUGGCUAUACCCGGCAUUUGGAGCGUUCACGAUUAGACAGAGAUGAGUGCUGCACGCAUGUCUCUCGGCAUAAUGUAUCAACUGUGCAUUUCACUUGGUGUCUACUCGUAGGGGAACAACAUAUUGUUCGCAGGAACAUAAGGUAGAAGCAAGUACCUGAUAUGUAUUGGUGACGGCAAUGGGAAGAGUGGUUAGAAGCUCACGUAAGCAUCCAUAUAGUUCUACCAUCAUACGAAUGGAAGUGC
Sphaerulina musiva SO2202 is the source of this 1562-nucleotide messenger RNA. RefSeq lists its product as uncharacterized. The record is from RefSeq and is a predicted model, not a curated record. Lineage: Eukaryota; Fungi; Ascomycota; Dothideomycetes; Mycosphaerellales; Mycosphaerellaceae. The transcript has 3 exons. Gene Ontology annotation, molecular function: acyltransferase activity, transferring groups other than amino-acyl groups. The coding region runs from base 449 to 1252 and encodes 267 amino acids.